CGACACUGAAGUAGACGAAACGACCAAACUGUUGAGUACAACACGAUGAAGUGCUUGGUUUUGGUUUUGAGCCUCGCCCUGCUGCUUACAGUUGGUGAUGCUCUCAAAUGCAAAAAGUGUUUUUUUAGGAACUGUAACAAUGAGGAAACAUGUGAUGCUGGCGAAGUGUGCGGAGUCAAGAAACUCUUUGGCAAAUUCCCUAUACAGCGCUGCGUGAGGAAAUUUAUGUGCCCACGCCUUUUUAUGAACAGAAUCGCCAAAGGAAAGUGCUGCGAGACAGACCUCUGCAACACCGCAUAAUCCACAAGAGCAUGGAAGGAAGACAUCCGAGUUUAGCAUUCAAACCAUCUUCCUUUUCGCUGUGAUUAAAGCAUUAAAAAAG
Messenger RNA from Corythoichthys intestinalis (scribbled pipefish), 382 nucleotides. Its product is annotated as long neurotoxin MS4-like. The record is from RefSeq and is a predicted model, not a curated record. Lineage: Eukaryota; Metazoa; Chordata; Actinopteri; Syngnathiformes; Syngnathidae. The transcript has 3 exons. The coding region runs from base 46 to 300 and encodes 84 amino acids.